AUGGAUCUUUAUGCAGAAUUAAAAGAAUGCAAACGUCAAAAGGAUGAUGGUGAAAUCGAUGACAACGAAUUUAACAAGCAAAAAAGAUUGCUAAUAAGAAAAUGGACCAAAUCAAAAGAAACCAAAAAAACUGAACAUUCGCAUGUUAUUAACGAACCAAAGGCAACAGACUUAUAUGCUGUCCUUCAGCUAAAAUAUGAUGCAACUGAGGCCGAAAUUAAAUCAAGCUACAAGAAACAUGCUCUGAAGUACCACCCCGACAAGAAUGGCGGUAUUAGGACUGAAGAGUGGGAUAAGUUUUCAAAGGCAUAUGAAAUCCUCUCGGAUAGUGAUAGACGCUUUCUUUAUGAUAACUACGGAACGAUAAAUAAUUCCUUAGGUGGUAAGGCGUCAUUAAAUCACUGUUUAGGAGGAGAACCUUGGCAACCCUAUAUCGGUGAAGUGGAACUUGGUCUCUGGCUGUACUCAUUUAUGGAUAAUAAGAACUCACCUGAACUAGAAAACCUAAAUUCAGCUGAGCAAAAAGCUCGUCGUCACAAUAUUCGUCUAUCCAGCAUUACUAAUUAUCUACAAAACAAACUUUCUCAAUUUCCAAAAAAUGAAUCAGAGCUUGAUUCAUUUGUAAAAAUGUUGUAUCAAGAAUCCCAAAUACUUAUCGCAGAACCUAAUGGCAAAGUGCUAUUAUCUUGUUUAGGCAAUAUCUACACAACUAAGGCCAAUGCCUAUCUACACAGGUCAGGCUAUUCAAGUACAGGUCCUAUAUUAAGUAUUCUUGCAUUUAUGGCGAUAAGCUUGAUUUCUGGCCUUGAACUUACAACAGGCGUGAUUCCUAUUUUAGGCUUUGGAUGCGUGGUUUCUGGUUUUGUAGCAAAUAAAACUAAAAAACUUGAUUUUACGAAAGGCGUGAUUUCUAGUUUUAUAGAAAUUCAAAGUAAAGGCGGAGCUUCAAACAUGGGCAUAGAAGAGAUCUAUCGAAUAUUUUGGCGGCUUUCACGAUCAGAAAUAUCCUCAAUUGUAGCUGAGAGCUGUGAUAAAAUUUUGACUAGUGACAGUGAAGACAACAAACAUAUUGCCAAUUCGCUAUAUGCCUUGGGGAAAGUGUGGUUAAAUACAGUAUCAGUAUAUAGUUAG
Messenger RNA from Entrophospora candida, 1131 nucleotides. The record is from the annotation of a GenBank genome assembly. NCBI's taxonomy places the organism in Eukaryota, Fungi, Glomeromycota, Glomeromycetes, Entrophosporales, Entrophosporaceae.